Messenger RNA from Anarrhichthys ocellatus (wolf-eel), 2246 nucleotides. RefSeq names its product polymerase (DNA directed), alpha 2 (gene pola2). The record is from RefSeq and is a predicted model, not a curated record. The transcript is spliced from 18 exons. Gene Ontology annotation, biological process: DNA replication; DNA replication initiation. NCBI's taxonomy places the organism in Eukaryota, Metazoa, Chordata, Actinopteri, Perciformes, Anarhichadidae. Gene Ontology annotation, molecular function: DNA binding. Bases 197 to 2005 code for a protein of 602 amino acids. Gene Ontology annotation, cellular component: alpha DNA polymerase:primase complex.
UUCCGGCCGCCAACACCGGCAGCAGCUACUUUUCGCGGCAAAAUGAAAUGAGCGUCUGAUGAUUUAUUCUGCCAACUAACGUGUAACGCUAGGUAGUUAAACAGUAUUUAUAUAUAUACACAGACGUUGGAUCGUCUGACGUGUUAUCCUCUCCACAGUUAACUUAAACAAUCUGGUAACGAUACAGCACUAAACAAUGGCGCUAGUAACCGGAGAAAGCCUCAAAUCAGAGCUGGAAGUGUUCGACAUAUGCUGCCAAGAUGACUCCGUCCUCGAUAAGAUGGUGGAGCAGUGUAUUUGUAACAGGAUACAGGCCCAUGAGAUGGUGCUGGAGUGGGUGGCCUACAGCACCACAAAAAAUGAACUAAAACUCACCACGGACAACCUGGAGCUAUUUGAUCAUGAGGUGUUAAACAAGAAGAGUAAAUCCAACAAAACCUUCAGAAAAGAAGAAACUCAUAACAGAACCAGAGACAUCCUCUUACUACAGGACUUACUCAAAGUUGAGGAAGAGGAGGAGAAUCUCCUGGAUGCGUACUCUACUCCUGCGAAGGGUUCUCAGAAACGAGCACUGACCACUCCUGAACACCCUCAGUCAAAAAGAAGUGCAGCUCUGCUGUCCAGCCCGAGCCUGCUGCUGUCUCCGGCUAGCUUCUCCCCCAGUUCAACACCCUCCCAGAAGUACAGCCAGAGAGGAGCCAAAGGGGAGGUGGUGGUUUCUUUCGGGGCCGUGCAGGGCACCCGCUGGGCCGGCAGAAAGACUCAGGGCGACGGCGUCCAGCUGGAGCUCCUGGAAGGGCCUGAAGACUCGCUCCGCUGCAGCUACAAGUACAUGUUCCAGAGGCUGCGCGAUGUUCGAAAUGUGUUGACGGAGAAGAUAGAGGAGCUUGGCGAUGGCCUCCGGUCUCACUUCAACAUCGAAGAGUUUGCCCCCGUCUCUCUGCCCGCUCAGGACAGUAUCACCGUGUCGGGUCAGGUCUGCUGCGACAGUAACGGCAAACUGAACGCACACUCUGUUCUGUUGGAGGCGGGGCCGGAGCAAGGCGGUCAGCAAGUACCUGUUGACCUAUCGGAGCUUAAAGAGUACUCACUGUUUCCUGGUCAGGUGGUGGCGUUGGAGGGAAUGAACACAACAGGAAGAAAACUGAUGGCUUCCAAACUCUAUGAGGGAGUCCCUCUUCCUUUCUACUCUUCUGAGGUGAAAAUGGAGAUGGAUGAAGAGCCGAUGAAUGUUCUGGUGGCGUGUGGACCCUACACUCCCUCUGACAGCCUCACCUUUGACCCUCUGCUGGACCUAAUCAAUGUCAUUGUCAAGGAUUGUCCUGACGUCUGCCUGCUGCUGGGCCCGUUUGUGGACUCCAAACAUGAACAAAUUGAGAAAGCUCAGGUGACCGAGACGUUUGAGGCCAUUUUCUCAAGAUGUAUUGAAAGCAUUGUGGAUGGCACCAAAAGUGUUGGCUGCCGCCUGGUGUUUGUGCCCUCCCAAAGAGACAUCCACCAUCACUUCAUCUACCCACAGCCUCCCUUCACCCUGCCGAACCUCGGCAAGGACCAGGCCCAGCGCGUCACCCUGGUCCCUGACCCCUGCACCCUGCUAAUUGAUGGAGUCACCUUGGGCUUGACGUCCACUGAUAUCCUGUUCCACAUGGGCGCAGAGGAGAUCAGCUGCGGCACUGGAUCGGACCGAUUUUCUCGCAUACUGAAACACAUGCUGACCCAGAGAAGUUACUACCCGCUGUACCCGCCUGUGGAGGAGGUGAACAUGGAUUACGAGAAGUUUCAGAGCUUCGGUCAAAUGCCGCUGACUCCUGACGUCCUCAUCAUUCCCUCCGAGCUGCGCUACUUUGUAAAGGAUGUGGUCGGCUGCGUGUGCGUCAAUCCCGGACGGCUGACCAAAGGCCAGGUGGGCGGGACCUACGGCAGGUUGCUCAUUCAGCGCAGCGCUGCACCCGAAGACGGGAGGAGAGCGAGCCCCUGUUUGGCAGCUCAGGUGGUGAAAAUCUGAAUCUUCAAGGAGAUUAAGACUCUGAAUGCUUGUUGACUUUACCAGGAGCAGCUUUGAACGCUGUGCUCUCCAGGCACCCUGAUGUAAAAUAUGUUUAAAGAAACAAUUCACUGUUUUGUCCUUUAGUCUAUUUUUACUUGACAAACAUGUCUGUUUGGUGCUGUCAUUACUGGGGUGGAAUAUCAGUCUCUCAGGCACAACGGCAAUAACAAUCUUUCAAUAAAUUAUUCUUUGUAUUGUU